Molecule: messenger RNA, 774 nt
Organism: Trypanosoma cruzi
Lineage: Eukaryota; Euglenozoa; Kinetoplastea; Trypanosomatida; Trypanosomatidae
Product: stress-inducible protein STI1-like, putative
Exons: 1
Coding region: 1-774 (257 amino acids)
Molecular function (GO): Hsp90 protein binding
Source: RefSeq, a predicted model, not a curated record
AUGUCUUUUGAGGAGCUGAGGUUAAAGGGAAAUGAGGCCUUUAAGGCGAAGAAGUAUGAAGACGCCAUCGAUUGUUAUACAAAGGCGAUUGACAUGAGUCCUGAAUCGGAGGUUGCUGCUGCGUUGUAUUCAAAUCGUGCGGCUUGCUGGCAAAAUAUGGGGAAUGCGGCGAAUGCACUGAAGGAUGCGGAAAGCUGUAUUCUUUUGAAGCCAUCCUGGCUAAAGGGAUAUUACCGAAAAGGGUCGGCACUUGAGAGCAUGCAGAGGUAUGACGAGGCGCUGGAAGCAUUUCAGCGUGCUUCAAAACUGGAACCUGAAAGUGAAGAAAUUUCAGACAAGUUGCAGAGGCUGGUCCUCAUUCUGAGGGGGCGCAACGAGAAGGCGACUCCCGAGGGCUGUAGGACCUCUGAUGAGGCCAGGAGAAUAGGCAACUCCAUGUUUUCCGCUGGAAAUUUUGAAAAGGCAAUGUUGUUCUAUUCUCGUGCCAUUGAGCUUUCCCCCGAUGGGAAUGGAGAAUUGGCUAAUUAUUAUGCAAACCGUGCGGCUUGCCAUCAGCCAACGCGCAAUUACAAUCUUGUUAUCAGGGAUUGUGACAAAGCCCUUGAGAUUGAUUCUACCCAUGUCAAGGCACUUAUGCGUCGCGCUAUUGCGUAUGAGGGACUAGAGGAGUGGACCAAAGCGCUGAAUGAUUAUAAUCAGGCUAACAGUUUAUUUCCCGGGAUGGCGGCUGUGUCACAGGGCGUUCUCAGGUGUCGGCGUGCAUUGAUGCGCUAA